GCUACUGAAGAAGCCGCAUCACCUUCCCGCGCUUUCAGAGAUUGACUCUGCUCGGACGAACUGAUGCAGACGACAUUGCUUCGCUUUUCUUCUUCCGCCCACAUUCCCUCCACCGUGGCUACCUCCUCGCUUUCUCUUCUUCUCUCCAAGAACCCCUCUCCCCACUUGUUCUCUCUUUCUUCUCUCACACACUGUUUCACACAUUUUCACACCAUGCCUUCUUCCGUACGGUUUUCUCAUUCCCUGGUUUUAUCGCUGUCCAAGAAGCCCUUCACUGUGAACUCUUCUAUUUCGUCUCGCUACUUCUCUACUUUGGCGGGUUCAACAAGUUUUGGUGCUUGUAGAUGUGUGGUUGAUGAUAUGAGUCACAUGACGCAAGCAAAAGCAUGGGUUUUGCUUAGGAAUGGUAUGAAUGGGACACGAGCUUGGUCUUCUCUUACUUCUGCUGUUGGCGAGGGUACGGGAAGUUCAGAGAAGUGUGUUAGUGGAGAUAUUGGUGAAGUGAGUAGUGGGUCAGUGGCUUCUGAGGAGAAGUCCUUGAGAUUAAAUAGGCGACCAAAGGAUUUGUCUAGCUUCUCUGAUGUUCCUUUGAAUCCUGAUUUAUUGACUAUUCCAGGUGUGGGUCCGAGAAAUUUGAGAAAGCUUGUAAGGAAAGGGAUAGCUGGGGUUGUUGAACUCAAGAAACUUUACAAAGAUAAGUUCUUCGGAAAAUCUAGUGAUAAAAUGGUUGAAUAUCUUCAGAGUUCUGUGGGAAUCAUCCAUAGGAACCAUGCUGAAAGUAUAACUACCUACAUCAAAAGGAGCGUGGAUGAAGAGUUGGAUGACGCCUUCUCCAUUCAGCUGCCACACAAGAGACAGAUUACAUUCUGUGUUGAGGGCAAUAUCAGUGUGGGGAAGACUACUUUCCUUCAGAGAAUAGCUAAUGAAACAAUCGAAUUGCGUGACCUUGUUGAGGUGGUUCCUGAACCCAUUAACAAGUGGCAGGAUGUUGGAGCUGAUCACUUCAAUAUUUUGGAUGCUUUCUAUGCUGAGCCACAACGGUAUGCUUACACCUUUCAGAACUAUGUAUUUGUUACCAGGGUUAUGCAGGAAAGAGAGUCAUCUGGUGGAAUGAAGCCUCUUCGAUUAAUGGAGAGGAGUGUUUUUAGUGACAGGAUGGUCUUUGUUCGAGCUGUUCAUGAGGCUAAUUGGAUGAAUGAGAUGGAGAUUAGUAUUUACGACUCCUGGUUUGAUCCUGUUGUGUCCUGCUUGCCUGGACUUAUUCCUGAUGGUUUUAUCUAUCUUAGAGCAAGUCCAGAUACUUGCCAUAAGAGAAUGAAGUUGAGGAGGAGGGCGGAGGAAGGUGGAAUCACGUUGGAAUAUCUCCAUGACCUCCAUGAAAAGCAUGAAAGCUGGUUAUACCCCUUCCGAAGUGGUAAUCGUGAAGUGUUAUCUGUGAGUAGGUUGCCUUUGCAUGUUGACAACUCCUUACAUCCUGCAAUAAGGGAGCGCGUAUUUUAUCUGGAGGGUGAUCGUAUGCAUUCAAGCAUUGAGAAGGUUCCUGCAUUAGUUCUGGACUGUGAACCCAAUAUUGAUUUCAGCAAAGACAUUGAAGCAAAGAGACAUUACGCCCAUCAAGUGGCAGAGUUCUUUGAAUUUGUGAAGAAGAAGAAAGAAGAUCCAUUGAAUGAAGCUGGGCAAGGUGGGAGACACAGCCAGCCACAAAUGCUGCAACCCCGUAAAAGUGGGCUGUGGCUACCAGGCCAAAACCAUUUUCCUUCUCCGGCCCUGAAUCCAUUGGACUUCCGGCAAGCUAUGCCGGUUUUGUCUAGCUAGUUUGUCAUGAAGCAGACAAGUGAGGGCACUGAAUAUUCAGCUUCCUUCAACAUGUCGGUGAUCUUCUAAUGUUUCCCAAAUGUACGGGGGCAUGUUUUCCUUCCAUGUAAACAUGUUAUCGUCUGACUCUUACUGAUGUAGAUAUAGUUGUCAGUUGAAUGCUUGUUAACACCAUGCUAGAACGCUUCUUAGGUGUAGGUUAUAUUUUCCUUGGUUGGAAAGUUUACUGAGUUUGGCAGGUGUUAGUUACUCUUCCUCCUGUCUCUUGGGAACUUUAAUAGGCAUGUUUUGUAGUAGAAAAAUGUAUUUUAGAAAGAAAAUAAGAGAUGUACCUAGAAAAAAAAUGAUAGGUACAUUUUUCAUUUCCUUUUUAGAAAAUAUUUUUCUACAGUAAAAGGAAAUACUA
Messenger RNA from Prosopis cineraria, 2221 nucleotides. RefSeq lists its product as uncharacterized. The record is from RefSeq and is a predicted model, not a curated record. The coding region runs from base 64 to 1815 and encodes 583 amino acids. The transcript is spliced from 5 exons. Gene Ontology annotation, cellular component: cytoplasm. Gene Ontology annotation, molecular function: deoxynucleoside kinase activity. Lineage: Eukaryota; Viridiplantae; Streptophyta; Magnoliopsida; Fabales; Fabaceae.